Messenger RNA from Bombyx mori (domestic silkworm), 621 nucleotides. RefSeq lists its product as uncharacterized. NCBI's taxonomy places the organism in Eukaryota, Metazoa, Arthropoda, Insecta, Lepidoptera, Bombycidae. The transcript has 3 exons. The record is from RefSeq and is a predicted model, not a curated record. Bases 1 to 621 code for a protein of 206 amino acids.
AUGGCAAGAAUAACUGACGAUUUAACUAAAUUUUACUACGUGCUUUCAAACUUGGACAGACAGUACGCGGUUGAAGUGGAAGACGUCAUCACCUCACCACCGGCUACAAAAAAUAUGAAGAAAAAGAUAAAACAGCUUUUACAAUCAGAAGAGUUAGGUGACCGUAAGCCUUCACAAUUCUUACGACAUCUACGACAACUAGCUGGACCUACAAUACCAGACGAUUUUCUGCGGUCCAUAUGGACAGGCCGUCUACCAGACAACCUACAAACUAUCAUCGCGUCUCAGAUGACUUUGUCUCUCAUUGAACUGGCAGAUCUGGCUGACAGAGUCCAUGACAUCGCACCUAGUGCACCUCAGGUGGCAGCAACAUCUUCAAGAGAAGACUCGGCACUGGAAAUCAUGGCUCGACAAAUAACCGAACUAACAAAACAAGUCAGCGCCCUAACGAUGGAAGUGCACACCCGGUCCCGUUCUCGCAAUCGUCAGCAGCUCCACGAUCUUUCCAGAGCUAACACGACCGGCAGGCAUAUACCAUACACCAAAACACAACACAGUUCAUCACAUCCGCACCACACCAGGCCCCCCGGUUGCCUGUACUCCUCGAAGACUGGCACCUGA